Molecule: messenger RNA, 2484 nt
Organism: Hypomesus transpacificus
Lineage: Eukaryota; Metazoa; Chordata; Actinopteri; Osmeriformes; Osmeridae
Gene: entpd1
Product: ectonucleoside triphosphate diphosphohydrolase 1
Exons: 10
Coding region: 238-1716 (492 amino acids)
Biological process (GO): nucleoside diphosphate catabolic process
Cellular component (GO): plasma membrane
Molecular function (GO): GDP phosphatase activity; UDP phosphatase activity
Source: RefSeq, a predicted model, not a curated record
UGAAAUAAUAAAGGGAGGGAACAUGAACCGAGGUGCGGAGAAACAUUAGACGGUGCAGAGUGCUUUUCUAGAACGAGAGAGAGAGAGAGAGAGAGAGAGAGAGAGAGAGAGAGAGAGAGAGAGAGAGAGAGAGAGAGAGAGAGAGAGAGAGAGAGAGAGAGAGAGAGAGAGAGAGAGAGAGAGAGAGAGAGAGAAGAUCGAGGGAUAUUAUCUGAGCUGCUGGGAGACAACGUUCUCAUGGCUGCACAAAGAGAGAUGAAAGGGAAGAACCCCUGGCAUCGACCAGUGACCAUCCUCAUCGCUGUCCUCGGCGUCAUAGCGAUCGUUGCCCUGGUGACGGUGACAGUGAUGCAGAACCAGCCUCUCCAUCAGAAGUACAAGUAUGGCAUUGUUCUGGAUGCUGGCUCGUCCCACACAGCAAUGUAUAUCUACCAGUGGCCCGCAGAGAAGGACAACGACACAGGGAGAGUCCAGCAGACCCACGCCUGCAAGGUCAAUGGCCCUGGGAUCUCCAGCUACUGGUCGUCUCCGAGCCAGGCCGGGGACUCUUUGAGGAAGUGUCUUCAGGACGCUGAGCGCCAAGUGCCCCUCAGCAGGCACCAGGAGACCCCCCUGUACCUGGGGGCUACCGCUGGCAUGAGGCUGCUCAGCAAAGAGAACCGGAGUGCUUCGAGUGAGGUGUUUAGAGCAGUGGAGAGGGAGUUGCAAAGGUUCCCCUUCUCCUUCCAGGGAGCUAGGAUCCUCACAGGUCAGGAGGAAGGAGCCUUCGGCUGGGUCACUGUCAACUACCUCGAUGAUCGCCUCCGACAGGGCUUGGGAACUAGAGGAGCUCUUGACCUGGGCGGAGCCUCCACACAGAUCAGUUUUGUGUCCAAUCAGGAAGUGGAGUCAUCGGAAAACGCUGUAGCCUUUCGUCUCUAUGGAAACGACUACCACCUGUACACUCAUAGCUUCCUUUGUUAUGGUAAAGACCAGGUGCUAAAACUAGCCCUGGUCCAGCUCACAGAGUCAGGUGAAAGGCAAGUAUCAGACCCAUGUUUCCACCCAGGCUACAACGUCACUAAGGAAUACUCAGCUGUGUACAACAGCCCCUGUGUGACAGCCAGGAAAUCAAAGGAAACCAGUUUCACCCACAUUGGAACAGGAAAUGCAUUAAAAUGCCAGGAAGUGGUCAGAAGAGUCUUAGAUUUCGGCAGAUGCAACUUCAGCUCCUGCUCCUUCAACCAGGUCUACCAGCCACCCUUGAGAGGAACCUUCAGGGCCUUCUCAGCCUUUUACUUUGUGAUGAACUUCCUGAAUCUGACCUCUGACCCUUUGGAGAGAGUCAAGGAGAAACUAGAGCACUACUGUGCUACACCCUGGACACAGGUAAAGCAGGAUCAUCCAGAUAUCAAGGAGAAGUACCUGGCUGAGUACUGUUUCUCUGGGACCUACAUUGUCACCUUGUUGACGGAAGGCUACAACUUCACGUCAGAAAGCUGGAAUGACAUCAAAUUCAUCAAGAAGAUAUCAGGGAGUGACGCUGGCUGGACGUUGGGCUACAUGCUGAACCUGACCAACAUGGUCCCAGCAGAGGCGCCUGACACGCCCCCUCUCCCCUACGCAGGCUUCGUCACCAUAGUGACCUGCAUGGCCUUGCUACUCGUCUUCCUUCUGGUCCUCAGUCUUCGCUCCUACUGGCCACGCUGUCGCCCCGCCCAGACACGGAUCAUAUGAACACUCCAUCAUGCUCUGUAUAGCAGCCAUAUACUGUGUGUGUGUGUGUGUGUGUAUGUGUGUGAGCGAGACAGAGAGAAUUUGUGUUUGACUUGUGACAUGAGAAUGUGAAUAUGAUGUUAAUACAAUCAUGUUUAUAAGAAAGGACACUGAUUACUGAAACUCCGACCAAUUUGUCCUCAGCUGCCAUCAUUUAUUGACAAUGUAUUGAAUGCUGGAUGAUUCCUCCAUAUUUGUAAUGUAACUGUCAAUGGAGACAAGCUGAUUUGAGCACAGAAUGCAUGCUUUAAGACUAUUCAAUGGUCAGUGUUCAUCAUGAUCGUCAAUGGAGAUGGCGAGUCAACGCACAUACACACACGUCAGUAACAUACUGACCUCUGGUGGUGAGAGGCGGGACGCCAGUUCUGCAUAUUGUAGGUAUGUACACUGUUUUUAAAUCAUCAUCUCAUUAAUAAGACUAACCAACAAACUGGAAGUAAGGUGAGACUUCAAGCUAUUCUACUCCUUACUCCUUUGAAUCCCCUACAUACAUAAGCUCAUUAUGUACAGGGCCAAUGGAAUAUGUAAAUACCUCUGUAGCUUUAUAAAGAAUGUAAUUUGACAUGUAAAGUCUAAGAUUAUCUUUCGGGGGGGAUUGUGCCCCUUGGGUUUUGACUCAAACAGGAAGCCACAGCCUAAGUUUCCAUCCAUUUGAGACCAAAGCCCUUCCUUUGUGUCAAAGAUACAGGUCUUAUCUGAAAGGAAUAAAAUAGAAAAAGGAGAAAAAUA